AUGCAGAAUAGCGAUACAGAAGCCUCUGUGGAAGAUCAAUACUUCUCCCUCUCACAGAAGUUCAUCACACUCGAGCACCAAUACAAUGUCCUCAAAGGCAACUACGACACUCUCAAGCAUACCAAUACAACUUUUAAGAGCGAAAUCAAGUCUCUUAGGCAAGACCUGCAAAAGAAACAUGAUCGAAUCAUUGAUAUGAGGCAGCGUAUUUAUGACCUGCAUGAUGAUCUCGACGAUGUGAACAGAAGGCUCGAUGAUGCAGUCACAAGACUUAACGAGCGUGAUUCUUCCUUUGACUACACCAAAGGCUUCUUCUACCUCACCCUUGGCCUCGAUGCAACAAAGAGUUAUACACCAAGCGAGAUCACCAAGGCAUACAAGAGGGUCUACAUGUUCAAACACUCAGACAAAGCCAGAGCCGACAUCUGCAGCGACGAGUCUCGAACAAUCCUCGAGGCAAAGGAUUACCUCAUUGAAGGAAGUUGCGACCUGGAGCUCAACGAUCCUCAGACUGAGUACCAAAACCUAUUCAAGCUCAGACAGGAAGAGUACUUCAACACAUUGUCGCGUAUAUUCUCGGUUGAAAGGGAAAGGAACAGACUUCAAGAGGAACUCGAUGUCGUCAAACAGCAGCUCAAGGACGCACAGGCUUCCGCUCGACUCCAUUCCAUUGGGUUCUCAACUGGAUUUUAUUCCGUCUCGGCGGGGUCUUUUUCUACCUGGAUUUUUCUGAAUGAAUAG
Molecule: messenger RNA, 741 nt
Organism: Guillardia theta CCMP2712
Lineage: Eukaryota; Cryptophyceae; Pyrenomonadales; Geminigeraceae
Exons: 1
Coding region: 1-741 (246 amino acids)
Source: RefSeq, a predicted model, not a curated record